Molecule: messenger RNA, 1290 nt
Organism: Schistocerca nitens (vagrant locust)
Lineage: Eukaryota; Metazoa; Arthropoda; Insecta; Orthoptera; Acrididae
Product: piggyBac transposable element-derived protein 3-like
Exons: 3
Coding region: 1-1290 (429 amino acids)
Source: RefSeq, a predicted model, not a curated record
AUGUCUGACUUUUUGACUGAUGCUGACCUAGAAUUUAUUAUGAAUUUACCCAAUAAUGAGUUCAAUGCAUACAUUGAUGUCCCUGAUGGGGAUAUAUCAGAUGUUGGAGACGAAGAUAAAGAAGAAACUGUCGAAAUUGAUGAAAGUUCUCAAUUUAUUUCCGAAGCAGCUGUCAUGAAUUUAAUUCAGAUGGCGGAAAAGGAGGAUGGAGCUGAAAUUUCGGCUGAUGCAGUCAGGAGUGGUAAAGUUAUUGAUUCUGAGCCAAAAUCAGAUGUAAGCGACAACAAUACAAAUGAAGGAGCACCAUCUACACGUGAGCAGCAGCAGCAGCAGCAGCAAGUAAAACAUAGAUGUAAGCGUAGUGAUUAUAAAUUUAGAUUUUGUGGUACAAGACACAGAAUGUCCAGUAUCUAUGCUUUGCAGAAAGAUUCAGUUUCGUUGCAGACGACCAAAAAUGAAAUGGAGCAGUUUGUUGGUAUUUUACUGCACAUGGGCAUAAUCAAUAUGCCUUCAAUUCAUUUAUACUGGUCGAAUGAGUGUAGAUAUUCACCAAUAGCUGAUGUGAUGAGCAGAAGUCGCUUCUUCCAGCUACCGUGGUAUUUUCAUGUUGUCAAUACUCAAGACUUGCCUGAAGCUAAUAGUAAUCGUGACAAACUCUUCAAGAUUCGCCCACUUUUAUCUGCAUUGCAGUCGUCAUUGAAGACACUCCCUCCAGAAGAAUACCAAGCUGUUGAUGAACAGAUAAUACCAUUCAAGGGUAGAAGCGGUUUGAAACAGUACGUAAGAAAUAAGCCUCACAAGUGGGGCUACAAAUCUUUUACGAGAGCUGGUUCUUCAGGCAUGAUGUAUGAUUUUGAAAUUUAUGUUGGCAAAAACACCUGCAGUGAUAGAGGAUUAGGUUUGUCUGGGGAUAUUAUUGUUUUGGCAUUGACAGAACCAUUGCCAGAGAAACAGCAUUUCAAAGUGUUUGCUGAUAGUUGGUUUUCGUCUCUACCAUUAGCAAUUGCCCUGAAAGAAAGGGGUAUUGAAUUCUGUGGCACUAUCAGGACAGACAGGAUGGGAAAAUGUCCGUUGAAAACUGAAGCGGAGCACAAGAAAACUGGACAUGGCUCCUGUGACUGGAGAGUGGAGACAACAAACAAUGUAGCUUUAGUACGCUGGUUUGACAGAAAAUGCAUAAAUUUCGUGUCAACAUAUGCUUGUGUUGAGCCCAUGGCAACAUGUAGACGCUAUUCUGCAUCUGAAAAGAAAUUCAUUGAUGUACCUAGACCUUAUAUAGUGGAAAAGUAA